Messenger RNA from Prunus armeniaca (apricot), 339 nucleotides. The record is from the annotation of a GenBank genome assembly. Lineage: Eukaryota; Viridiplantae; Streptophyta; Magnoliopsida; Rosales; Rosaceae.
AUGAGGGUUGAUGAUUUUUUCAACCCUCAUGGAGAUGCAGACUUUGGCUACGAAUUUGAUCCUAAAUCAGGAUCCUAUUUUGAUGACCCCGAACCUGAUCCGGAAUCAGGAUCCUAUUUUGACGACCACGACCCCGACUCCAAUGAUGACCACGACCCCGAAUUUGUCUAUGAUUUAGACCUCGAUCCCGAUUUCGACUUCGACUCCAGCCCCGACUCAGGCUCAUAUCUCGAUCCAAAUUCCUACUCAACCUGUAUCCUAUGCAUCUUCCGCUGCACAGAUUAUGACUUCUCGACUAACAACCCUGACACAUGGACUAGAUUGCGCAUAUUGUGGUGA